Messenger RNA from Zychaea mexicana, 5031 nucleotides. RefSeq lists its product as uncharacterized. Bases 1 to 4950 code for a protein of 1649 amino acids. Gene Ontology annotation, molecular function: adenylate cyclase activity. The record is from RefSeq and is a predicted model, not a curated record. Gene Ontology annotation, biological process: cyclic nucleotide biosynthetic process; intracellular signal transduction. The transcript is spliced from 13 exons. Gene Ontology annotation, cellular component: cytoplasm. Lineage: Eukaryota; Fungi; Mucoromycota; Mucoromycetes; Mucorales; Lichtheimiaceae.
AUGACGCUUGCAACAGAAAAAGGGGAAUCAGGUGCAGAAGCGAUAGCACUUGAAGUUGGUGCAUACAUGGGAGAGUGUAUUCGGAUUAUUGAGUUCUAUGGCGGUGAUGUGGUCAAGUUUCUAGGCGACGCAGUACUUGUUUGCUUCCAACCCAACACAACUGGUCGCAGCCAUUCACCUGACUCAAGUCCCCUCCCCCCGGAAGACCACGAAGUGUCCGCACGCAAAAAGAACAUGCUGAUGCGCCGAGCAGUCGAGUGUGGAUUACAGCUCCUUGCCCGACUCUCUCAUUAUCAAGUUUACUUGACAGCCGAAGAACGAACAAAACAUCGCAAUGCCAGUGGAGAAAUUAGACGUGGAUCACAAGACGAAAGCGACAGUAAACCACGAUAUAGCAUUUUUGACGUCAGAAAUGAAUAUGAACGGCAAUCGCAACAAUCGCCAUCCCAGCAGGAACACGUAUCGGCAAGUAGCAGUGCUGAUAAUAUACGCUCUUUGUCCUUUUCGCGUUGGGGGGUCAUGAAUAUCUUGAAACGCAUGUUUUUGCACGGCCAAAAGAAAAAGCAGCAGCGAAGACUGAGCGUAAUGAGCGAAGUGUCAACGCAUGAUCUGAACACUAUCGAUCUCGAGCUUCAUAUCGCACUUGCAUGCGGCGACGUAACUAAUAUCGUCAUUGGAGAGCUAGAUCCUGAUGAGAAUGAAAAGCAGUGGGCUAACUCGUAUCGAAACUCACUGCUGGUCAAACAAGGCGCGAUGACUACAAGGAGCAAUUAUUACUUACAGUAUCACGGACGCUUAGAAUAUGCCAUCGGUGGCCCAGUGGUAGAGUCCUUGGACGACGCACUAGCGGUUGCUAAGGCAGGCGAAAUGAGCAUUACUAAAGAAGCAUAUGAGCGUAUUCGACGUUUGACAAUGGAUUAUUUGUCGUACGAUCAACGCGAUGGGUUCUACGUUGUGCGUGACAGAGAUCCUGAUGGAAACCAUGGAAUGCAUCCAAGCAAAUCAUCAUCCAUGCAACCUUUUCGACAAGGAGCCCACCAUCAUCAAGUGAAUCCGAAUGCAAAUUACCUCCAAGAUAUGCCUGGUUUGAUGCGACAGGCAUCGCAGCUGAAUAUCGAGCCUCUUGUACCUCGCAUACGAAACAAGUCCUAUAUGGAACUAUCCGCCGAAGCCAACCCUUAUUACUUCAAAUACGUCAGCCGGAGCGCAGUGUAUCGGCUAUCUCGAACCCCGGAUGGAAACUUCCAGGCACAAUUCAGGGACGCCACUGUGAUGUUUGUUAGCUUGGGAAAGGUGGACGUGGUUACAGACGAAGGUCUUCAAAUUGUUCAAGACGCAAUGAAGGCAGUUACAAAGUCGCUUGUCCGAUACGAAGGAGUACUACAGCAAUUUGCUAUUGAUGAUAAAGGUGCCACUUUACUCUGUGUAUUUGGUCUUCCGCCAUUCUCACACGAACGAGAGGCCGUUUUUGCUGCAAAGGCAGCUAUUGACGUCCGUGAUCAGUACCGAAAACUCAAGUUUCCAGAGUUUGCGAUAUCUUUAGCGACAGGCGUCGUUUUUAAUGCCGUAGUACCGCAAGGCAAUCCGUUCCGCCGUGAUCCCGGAAUUGCUGGAGACGUCAUUAUCCUUGCGGUCCGUAUGUUGAAGUUUCCAUUCAGUAAGAAGCACGUCAUAUGUGACGAGGCGACCAAGCAACAAAUUGGUGGGCUAUGCGACUUUGACGAUGUUGGCGAAAAUUACGUCAAAGGCAAGAUAAAGCCGGUCCAAAUAUACAGCAUUCGAAAAUUUGGGUUAUGGGCUGGCAAGGGGAAGCGCUUACCAGUCCACCCUACCAAUGACGAUUUUGUCGGAUACACGGUGCAAAUGGAACGAGCAACGACUUUUUUCAAUGACUGGUGUGAAAUGCAUAACUAUCAUUUGAUGGUCAUAUCAGGAGCCUCAGGUUCAGGGAAAACAUAUUUCUGCCAAAAUCUUCAAGAGUCCAUUACCAGCGACGACGUAGUAGUUUGCUGGUCAUCCUGUACAGAAGUCGAAAAAAGGACCAAAUACUUUUUGCUCAGAAGCAUGCUGACAUCUUUGAUGGAGCUCAUUGCCUCUUCAGCAGUGCCACAAACAACAGAUGCACCCAUAUCUCCAGGGUCAAAAGCAUCUUUUACGCCGGAUCCAGAAUGCAUUGUCGAAGUCAAUGAAAAAAGUGAGAUAUCGCCAGAUCUUAGCGGCAACUUGUUACGACGGCUUCAUUCGUACAAGAAAAAGUCACACAACGCAUUGCCCAUUAGCCAGGAUGUCACCGAAAGUGAUAUAAAGCAAAAUAUUCUCUAUUGCCUUCACAAGUGCGGCGAAGAUGACAACUACCUGCCACUAUUUAAUGUCAUAUUUCCUUCAAUGAGUGGAGUUGAAGAGAGCGCGUAUACCGAACGAUUAGACGAACGUACUCGUGAAAGACUGCUUUGCAACCUUAUACUGCGGAUGGUUCAAUUCGUCUCCAAGACUACGAAUCUGGUGUUAUUCUGUGACGAUCUUCAAUGGGCGGACCAUGGAUCUAUCGAAUGCCUUAAGCAGAUGCAUCAGGUCUGCAGCAAAAUUAUGCUGAUUAUUGCAACACGAAAACCACGGGAUUAUCAAGUACCAUUCAUCGAUGAUAUGCGUAAGACUGGGUCGUUUGAGCAUAUCAUGUUGAAUGGCCUCAAUUCCGAUGAAAUUGGGGAUGUAGUGUUAAAAUCUUUCCCCAAGAGUGUCGAGAAAGUCAGUCCAGCAAUUAUACGAGUAAUUCAGGAGCGAACACACGGUAAUCCGCUUUAUGUCAAAAACGUUGCCAUUCUACUGAAAGAUUUCAAUCACGUUACAGUGUUAAACGGACGACUCGUUCCAAGCAGCAACCGUUUCGAUCUGGAAGAUUUGCUAGGAGACUUCAACUUUAAGCGAAUCAUCAAGAUGCAGUACGAUCGGCUGGAUACCAGUUUUCAGGAGUUUCUUGUAGUGGCAAGCUGCCUGGAUCAAUACUUUAGCGUAUACGAAGUAGGAGCUGUCAUUAAAUCAAGUAAUGAAAUGUUCAUCGACCACAAUCUGGACCAAAUACGAGAGGAGAUCCGGAAGCACGACAUUUACAAGUUUUUGGAGCCAGGUUACCAUGGCAACUCUCUGGAGAACACGGCCGAUCUGUAUUCGUUUACACAUAUUGCAGUUCCUGACAGUAUUUACGACAUGGUUUCGUUUGAGACGCGUAACGACCUACAUCAAAAGCUUGCCCGGUACUACGAAGGCAAACUCGAUCGCGGAAACUAUGCACAGCUUCUCGGAAAAGUUACAAGGCAUUAUUUACAAACUGAUCGUUUGGGGAAACAAUUAUAUUAUUUAGAAGCACUGGCGCGACUUGAUAUGCGGUCGCUCCUAUUGCCCGAAGCAGCCAGACAUCUACAACAAAUCGUCAUCAUUUUGGAGGCCAAUGAAGAUCUAGCAGCUCAAUACGGCCUUAUACACCGCAGCGACAUUUAUCGCAAGCUCGGCAUAUGCUUGACCAUGCGAAGUGAAUUCCGCGAGGGCGAGAAAUAUCUGCUCAAAUCGCUCCACUGUCUCGGUUUCCCAUGGCCGGACAGCAACUUUGAAUUUUUCCGGCGCUUUUGGAUGAUACAAUUUUCUCAAUGGCGUCAUCGCCACGGUCUCAUCAUACGCAAGCACCACGCGAUGGUAAAGAAGGCGCUGGGACUUCGAGUGAUCGAGGUGAUGAUGCAGCUUUGUCAUAUCUACCAUCUACGAGGCAUAGGUGACCUGUUCGUAUACGCAUGUUCGGUCGGACUAAACGUGUGUGAGCGCAUCCAAGAUACAGGAUAUCGAUAUACGUACUUUCUCGGUCGUGCAGCGUUACUCAACUGGCUCAACGAUCACAAAACCACAGGUGUAUAUUACAUGUCGCGCGCAUUGGUCCAAAUGGGAGAUAGUUCCGAUCCAGGCACGCUCAAUACCUGUGCCCUCUUAUGCUUCUCAUCGGGUCAAUAUAAAAAAGCGUGUAAACUUCUUUAUCAAUCCUUAGAAGCCACGCAAACCCUAGGUGUUGUGACCAGUUGUCAAGAGUUCUACCGAGGAGUUCGCUUGAUUGCAACUAUACGCAUAUUCGAAGGAACGCUGGACACGUCGCCUGGUGACCAAGCUUUGCUGAAGCAAAUGGCUGAUACAGCACACUGUAACGGUGAUUAUCAGGUCGAGAUCUGGCUAGCAAUCUACCAAGUAGCGAACGCUUUGGUCAUGUGUCGUCUUCGCGAUGCUCGUCCAUUUGUACUUUUAUUGGAAGCACAGGUGAUGGGCGUCCCAGACUAUCUGCGUGUUGCUAUUCAUGGUACUUUGGUAUAUUAUUAUGCUCGCUGCAAGAAACGCCGUCGAGCAUUUAAGCAUACCGCUCAUUUUCUCAGUUAUCUUCCUACAUUAACAACAACAGCCAACAUUCUUCCAGUGUACGGCCUUAUAUUUGGAGCCAUGGCUUUCUAUCAUAUGGCAGAAGUUGGUGACAGAGAAUAUUACACAGCCGUCAACGAGAGGUUUGACAUAUUCAUCGAAAGCGUCAAUAGCCUGAACCGAGCUUUUCAAAAAGUGAAGUUUUGGGAAUUCAUGCAGCCUUGCCUGUACCUAGCUCGAGCCCUUCAGUACAUCAGUACGGAUCGUACUGUGGAAGGAUAUACGGUACUCUACCAUGGCUUAAACGAGAUGCAUUUUAUGCACGAAAUACGAUUUCUCAAAGCAUUCUAUUGUUCGGUUUUGGGAAAAUAUGCCUUUACUGCCGAAGAACGCACUGACUGGACAAAUCAAGCUAAGGAAGCCUUCGUACAACUUGGCAUACCUCAUGCUGAGUAUUGUAAUCCAGACCCAUCCUUGCCUGCUCGGACAGCUAUGAUGCGUUCCUUACCUUCCACACAGCCUGUGGCUACAGAAAAUGAUGAUGGAAAUGCUGCUCCUUAGUUUUACUUACUCAGAACACCCAUAACCACUGUAAAGUUAAACAUGUUAUAUAAUAUAUAUUUAAAGUGUAGCCAGAGAAAA